AUGACGACUUCAAUGACUCCAAUCGCGGAAGAACUCGGACGGGGAAGGGAGAAGGCGGUAGAGCUGGGCGAUCUCGAUCUCGACUCGGCUAAGCUGGACGACAUGGUUCAUGCGUUGGGAAGGCUGGAGCUUGAGAAACGAGGCCUGCUGGAAAACAUCCGUGUUCUUCGCCUUCGUCUUGCGGACGAAAAGGAAGACCAGAGUGACGUCUACUACUACCUCCACAAGAAGCUCGAUGACAACUACGACGUCAUCAGCGCCCUCCAAAGGCAGCUCAUGGUCGAAACAGCCGACCGAGAAAAGGCGGAAAAAGAGUACACCAGGCAGAUCGAGGAGCUGGAGGCUCGCAGAGACGAGGAGCUCGGGCCGCUGAAAGAAAAGCUCAUGACGGAGGAGGAGCAGCUGAAUGGCAUGCACGAGGCCGCGAAGAACAAGCAAGAGGCGGACGCGAAGCGAGCUCGGCUCGAGUGCGAAAUCGAGACGACACAGUUCACGUUCGAGAACGACCUCAACACCGAGCGACGCAAGAAACUACAGGAGAAGCAGCGGGUGCGGACGCAGGUCGAGGAAGAGAUCAUGACGCUCAGCUCCGAGCUUUUCUCCAAAAAGGAAGUUGAGCUCGCCGACAAAACGGUGCGUGCCAAGGACAACAACGACAAGCUGCACGCGGCGUUGCAGGCGAAGGCCAAGCAGGCCGAGCAGAUGAUGGUGAUGAACCAGGGCCUGAUAUUCGAGAACAGGAGCUUGAGAAACGACUUGGAUCUUGCGGAAGCAUCGGAGGAAGUCCUACACAAGCGCGUCCGGCUGUACCACGAACUCGUGAUCAGCCUCAAGGCCCGGCUGGAGCAGGAGGCCUGCGACGACGACGCUGAGGACGAUGACGUCAGCGACGGACAGGAGCUGGCCGAGCUCGAGGAGUCUCUAGCGAGUAGCGGUGGCGGCGGCGGUGGCAUUCGAAAAGCAGCAGACGACACCACCGUGUCUUGCCUGGACACUCUGUCUUCGACGUCGGACACACCUUCCAGCGCCCAGGUCAUCUGGGCCGGCGGGGCCUGCGGGGCCCUCGCGUACGAGUCCGUUGACGAGCUCCGCGUCGCCGUCGAGAGCCUGCAGCGCUUGCACACCGAGCUGCGAGAGGAGGCAAGCCGACUGACCGUACGGAUCGAGGAGGCUGUGGAUUCCGCUCCUGCGGCAGGGACCGAGGGGGGUCGUGGCCGCGACACGGAGGACCCCGUGGUGUCGUGCCUGAUUGAGGCGGCGGAGGAAUGGAUGGCGGCAGCGUUGGCUUCACGACCGGCGAGGCCGGGUGAAGAGCGGGACAGAAUCGGCGGCGGCAGCGGCGGCGGCGGUGGCAGCGGCAAUGAAGAAGAAGGCCCGCCCCUGCUGUUGCUCCCUGCGUCGGCAAGUAGAAGAGAACGCUCCGUGCGGGGUUCGCCAGGUGACCACAGCGGCGCGACCACUCCCAACAACAACAUCACCGGCGCCAUCGAUCGCCGCUACAACCUGCGGAGCGGCAGCGGAAAGCGUGGGAAAACUGCGGACAGCAGCAGGAGUGGCAAGCGAGGGGCGGUGGCGACGGCACGUGGUGGAUCAGCGCUCGCAAAUCAGCGAAGAAAACAGACGCCGUCGCCGUCGCCGUGUACGACGCCAAGCGGCGGCGGCCGCGACGGCGGAGCGCUGGCGGCGGCUACCAAAACCCCGCUCCGCCGUCGGGAGCUGUUUUACCACCUCGUGGACGCGUUCCGAGAAUACCAGAGGAGAAGGACAAGCCAGCACGUCGGCGAUGGUGCUGUUGACGUAGGCAGCGACCGGCUUCCCGGCGGAGAAGAGUGGGGGCAAAAAGGUGUUCCGGGGACAGGAACUACGGCAGCGGAAGCCGGAGGGCCCGACGGAGGUGGCAGCAACGCCAGCACCGAGUUUCCACCCGUUGGUGUUUCGUUCGGUGACGACGGUGACCUGCACUCGGCGAGCGAUGGCCUGUCCGCGUCUGUUCGGACUCUGUGCGACUUCGGGCCGCCGGACUGCCACAGCGUGUCGACGCAAACCGUUGCCAAGCACUUCCCGGAGAAGUUCGCGUCGGUUAGGCCUGCCCGAAGGCUGGUGGUCAACAGCACCUUCCUCACCUCUCACAGCACCGUCACCAACAGCGUGCUCUCCGCCAGCACCGUGCGGAGCUGGGGCUACGGCGCGGCCUCCUUCGACGGCCAAACCGACCGGCGACUCUAG
Ectocarpus siliculosus is the source of this 2226-nucleotide messenger RNA. Lineage: Eukaryota; Phaeophyceae; Ectocarpales; Ectocarpaceae. The record is from the annotation of a GenBank genome assembly.